CUUCCCAUACGCUCUUCCCGUCGACACUCUAUCGCAUAGCACAAAGAGCGCACUCCUCAUUCAGUAUACGUAUUCAGUCAAUCAUGGUAUCGAACGUGUUUCCUUUGACCAAUGGCAAGACGACCGCACGGUCCGACACCGGCGAUGCACACCUCUCGUCAGCGGAUGUGAUUAGUUUGGAACAUGAGUAUGGCGCCCACAAUUACCAUCCCCUGCCAGUGGUGUUUGAGUCUGCUAAAGGGGCUAAAGUAUGGGAUCCCGAAGGCAAUGAAUAUAUUGACAUGUUAUCGGCAUAUUCUGCCGUGAAUCAAGGCCAUUGCCACCCGAAGAUUGUCAAUACUCUCAUAAUGCAGGCACAGAAGCUCACACUUUCCUCCCGAGCAUUUUACAACAGUGUAUUCGGACGUUUCGCUCAAGUUAUUACUGAGAUGUUUGAGUAUGACAUGGUCCUGCCAAUGAACACCGGUGCAGAAGCUGUUGAGACAGGCAUUAAGCUCGCGAGAAAGUGGGCAUACAUGAAGAAGGGUGUCCAGCCAGGAAAGGCAAUUGUCCUGAGUGCUGCAAACAAUUUUCAUGGGAGGACAAUUGGUGUGAUUAGGUACGUUAUUGGCCUUUAUGGCGUCCUUCGUCUUAGGCAACACAUUGAGAUAUGGUACAGUAUGAGCACAGAUCCCGAGAGUCGACGUGGCUUCGGGCCUUAUCUUGAGGGUGUCGGUCCGACUUACGUUGACGGAGGCGAAGUCAAAUAUAUCCGUUUCGGAGUUAUCUCGGACCUUGAACGUGCUCUCGAGCUUCAUGGCGGGAAUGUUGGUGCUUUUCUUGUCGAACCUAUUCAAGGAGAAGCUGGCAUUGUUGUCCCAGAAGAUGGCUAUCUUAAGAAAUGCCACGAACUGUGCAAAAAGCACAAUGUACUCCUGAUUUGUGACGAAAUCCAGACGGGCCUAUGCCGCACAGGCAAGAUGCUCUGCUGCGAAUGGGACAACGUACGUCCAGAUGUGAUCCUUCUCGGAAAGGCUCUGUCUGGAGGCGUGUACCCUGUCUCUGCUGUUCUUGCUGAUAAGGAUAUCAUGCUCUGCAUUCAGCCAGGAGAACAUGGAAGUACCUAUGGAGGGAACCCUCUCGGAUGCGCAGUGGCAAUAACCGCCCUCUCCGUCCUCAUCGAGGAGAACCUUGCUGAGCGUGCAAACAUCCUCGGCGAGAAGUUCCGCUCCGCCGUUCGCGCUUUUAACCAUCCUCUCGUCAAAGUUGUGCGUGGACGCGGACUGCUCAACGCCAUCGUGAUCGACGAGUCGCAGAGUACGCGUGGGAGGACUGCUUGGCAGUUUUGUCUGCUGUUGAAGAGUAGGGGUGUCCUUGCGAAACCUACGCAUGUGAAUAUAAUUCGUUUUGCUCCGCCACUCGUCAUUUCGGAGGCUGACCUGCAAAGAGCGGUCAAUAUCAUUAAAGAAUGUCUGUUUGAUCUCGAUAAGCUCGAUGACAUCCCUGGUGAAGUCGACUCUGAGAAAGGUCACGUUGACGAACUCACGAAUUAGUCUGAUCUCUAUUCUGUCAUGGUCGCUAUCCCACGAUUUCGGAUAGUGCAGUUAUGGUGAUACAGUGAUUAAUCGCGGAUGUAUGUACUCUAACGGGCUAGCAGGAAGGUGAAGGAUCUUUGUCUCAUUUUGUUUCGUAACUCGUUACGACGCCUACGACUGUCGAGCUAUUGUCAUCAGACAGAUGUACGUCUUAUACUGUUCGUUGCAUUACUAUAUGCAUGUAUCGUUAGCGUACUCAUAUCCGCUUGAAUAUGAAGUUUUCUUGUUCAC
This is a messenger RNA of Fomitiporia mediterranea MF3/22, 1805 nucleotides long. Its product is annotated as ornithine-oxo-acid aminotransferase. The record is from RefSeq and is a predicted model, not a curated record. Gene Ontology annotation, molecular function: identical protein binding; L-ornithine transaminase activity; pyridoxal phosphate binding. NCBI's taxonomy places the organism in Eukaryota, Fungi, Basidiomycota, Agaricomycetes, Hymenochaetales, Hymenochaetaceae. The transcript is spliced from 11 exons. The coding region runs from base 84 to 1532 and encodes 482 amino acids. Gene Ontology annotation, cellular component: cytoplasm.